CUUUGUCUUAAUACGGAUUCUUCAUGCGACCUAAAUUGACAGAGGUGAGAGAGUGAGUGGGAGUGUGGGAGAGAAAGAUCUGAAUUAUUUGGGUGGGAAUCAGCAGCGACUAGUAAGGCAUAGAGUUAGAGAGGGAGAGGAGAGAUGAAAUCCACCAACAAAACUUAAGAGCACAAACCACAAAAACCAAAGGCACAAAAAAAAGGCCAACUUUAAAGAAGCAAAGAACACAGAAGAACAUCAAUGGGGAUGAGGAGCAAUAGUAAUAAAGGAGGAGAAAUUAUUCAAGUUGAAGGGGGCCACAUUGUGAGGUCCACAGGGAGAAAAGACCGCCACAGCAAGGUCUACACCGCCAAAGGACCACGCGAUAGAAGGGUCAGGCUAUCCGCCCACACCGCCAUCGAAUUCUACGACGUUCAGGACCGUCUCGGCUACGACCGCCCCAGCAAAGCCGUCGAUUGGCUCAUCAAGAAAGCUCAGCCCUCCAUCGACAAGCUAGCCGAGCUUCCUCCCUGGCACCCACCCCUCUCAGCCGCCCCGCCGCACCAGGAUCAAGAAGAAGAAGAGGAGGAGGUGGAGGAGAAUCAUCAACAUAAUAAUGAUAUUAUUCAUCAGCAAUUCCUUCAGAUUCAGCAACAGCAGCAACAAAACCUUGAAACUGACCCCAUAGCUUUCUUCCCUACAAGCUCAGCUACUCCCUCUAUGAAUUUCCAAAACUACCCUCACCAGAUGAUUUCAAGAACCGCCAACAACAACGUUAACCCCAUUACGGAAGAUCUUGGACUUUCACUCCACCCGUUUCAACAAGCACCUUCGAAUCAACAUCAAGGUACUCUCUUUGGUGCUGGAUCCAGUAACAACGUCGGAUUUGAGAGCCAGUAUCAGAAGAUUGUAGCUUGGAACAACGAAGCUGCUACCAUGGAUAUCAACAGGGUAGGGUUCAUGGUGAACCCGCAGCAGAAUCAUCAUCAUCCAUUUCUAGGCCAAAGUGUGAGUGGGUCCCUUCAGUCAAGUUUUCCACCACCAUCACUUAGAUCUUGGGGUGAAAUUCAGAUGAACCCAAACUCCUCGGAACAACAACACAGCAGGCCACAACAACUGAUUCACCAUGCUUCCAUAUUUGGAAGCAGAUUUGUUUCUGAUGGAUUAGCAGCAGGGUUUUGCAUUCCAGCUAGAAUUCAAGGCGACCAAGAGAACCAUCAUGGAGUUGCUUCUAACACCACUCCAUCUUCUGCUUCUCCUCAUUCUCACCACUGACCCAUGGUUUUGAAUUGCCGUACAAAUAUAAUUGCAGACGGAAUUCACUCAACCAAAACCCAAGUUGGUUACAAUUGCGGCCUUUUCUACAAUUCAGCAGUUUUCACAAGUCUCAGGUACUGCAGUUAAUAGUUUUUAUGUUUUGCGCUUAAAAACACCAAAAACAUUUUGGCAAUGUAUUUAAUUUCUCUUCUAUGUGUCGGCUUCUUGAUCAAGUAACAGUGUAACGCUGUCAAUGAGGAUUCAUGACUAUAACAUAUAUGUGUAUGUCUUUAUCUCUUCUUGUAAUAUGUUUUUAUUUGUUUAGAGUGUAAUAUAUAGUUAGGGUUAGCAAUAUUGUUCAUUUGCAUUUUACAUGUUAAUUAGGUUUUUCUGAUUGAAAUUAAUUUCAUUUUAUGUUGCUAAUGUGCUGCUUUUAUUUCUAUACGAAAUUGCAUGUUUCAACAAAAACAAUAAUCAAACUAUGUGAAAUGUAAUUUAUUUAGUAGAAACAAGUUGACUAGUUGAGUAGCAAGAAGGGACCAUUUCUCAGCCACCACAGAGUUGGGGAUAUGUGUAAUGUGUUCUUUUUACAGUAUCUUGUUAUUUUCAAUACAAAGAUAUAAAGUGUUUGCCUUU
Molecule: messenger RNA, 1875 nt
Organism: Arachis ipaensis
Lineage: Eukaryota; Viridiplantae; Streptophyta; Magnoliopsida; Fabales; Fabaceae
Product: transcription factor TCP3
Cellular component (GO): nucleus
Molecular function (GO): DNA-binding transcription factor activity; sequence-specific DNA binding
Source: RefSeq, a predicted model, not a curated record